AAGUACAUUUACACCACAAAAUGUCUUUUGCAGUUGUGUCUGGAGAACAUUUCAAAGAUAAACACUGCGAACCUGUCUGAUUUACUCAACUUAGCCUCUGCACGUCAAGUCCAGAGGGGUGUGUUUGGUAACUGUGCCAUAAAUUUCUGAUUGACAGCCCAAAUUCAAAACAUUAACAGAGGCCCCGCCCCUCCUAUGGCUUCUCUGAAUGAACCGACCAAUCGCGUGUAUUCUGGCGCGGGGUUUCGUCUGGCAGCCCCGCCCACCUCUCUAGCUAACCGAACGGAGAUUGUUUUCCUCUCGGGGAGAUUUUCACUUUGCUGCUCACUGCCCGAAUUGUUUAUUUUAAGUCACACGCCGCCGACAAGUUGCUUUUCACACUCUUCUGUUUUUAAACCAGAGGUGCGGUGGUGGGUCCAAAUAUAACGGAUCGUCAUAUAAUCGCCUGCAAACUUCUGCGCGCUGUUUGGGAGAGUGGUCUCGCAGCUCUCACAAGCAUGAGUUCAUAAUGAAGCGCCGUCUGGAGGAUCAGGACACGGUUUUUGCGUCGCAGCAGCGGAGGCUCACUGGCAACCCGGAGCCUUUCCAGCAUCGCAUCCUGGCCCCCGCCCCCGCUGCUCCAGCCGUGUAUGAAGCCGUGACCGACAACAUGCAACCCACAGCUGGCGUCCAGUACUCCGUCCCCCAGGGAUACCAGGUCCCUACCGUGGCCCAGAACAGUGGCGGUCACAGUCACGCCCCGAGUCCGGCGGUCCACACUGGGCCCCACCAUCACAGCCCCGCCGUUCAGUCCCACGGGCCCUCGGUGAUGUCAGGGCACGGGCACACAGCGGCCCCUCCAUCCUCUGCACAAGGUCACCAGCAGUUCCAGAGGCUUAAGGUGGAAGACGCUUUGUCGUAUUUGGAUCAAGUGAAGCUCCAGUUUGGGAAUCAGCCUCAGGUCUACAAUGACUUUUUAGAUAUAAUGAAAGAGUUCAAGUCGCAAAGCAUCGAUACUCCCGGGGUCAUCAGCAGGGUGUCGCAGCUCUUCAAAGGUCACCCCGACCUCAUCAUGGGGUUCAACACUUUCCUCCCCCCGGGGUACAAGAUCGAGGUCCAGACCAACGACCUGGUCAACGUAACGACGCCAGGUCAGAUCCACCACAUAACGCCGCACGGCAUCUCAGUCCAGAACAUCCCCAUAACGGGAGCAGCCACCCAGCACCCGCCCCAGCUCCCAGCUGCUGCGACAACCACUGCCGCCGCAGCCGCUCCGCCUCUUCUGACGCAGCCAUCCCCAGCCAAGAUGGGCAAGCCUCCUCAGCCACAGGCGCUGACACCAACCGGCCAGACCAAUCCGUCCAUCCCCGCAUACACCUCCCCCCGCUCUCCACCCGUGCAGCUCCACCCGGCCCUCAGUGGGACCCCUGCUGGCCCGCCUAUGCAGAACAACCAGCCCGUGGAGUUCAACCACGCCAUCAACUACGUCAACAAGAUCAAGAACCGCUUCCAGGGCCAGCCAGACAUCUAUAAAGCCUUUCUGGAGAUUCUCCACACGUACCAGAAGGAGCAGCGUAAUGCUAAAGAGGCUGGGGGUAACUAUACACCGGCUCUGACAGAGCAGGAGGUCUACGCUCAGGUGGCCAGGCUCUUCAAGAACCAGGAGGAUCUGCUAUCGGAGUUUGGACAGUUUCUCCCUGAUGCCAAUAGUUCAGCAAUGCUAAGUAAGACCAACGCAGAGAAGGCCGAGUCCGUAAAGAACGACCACGGCCUCACCACCAAAAAGGUGGUGCUCAACAACAAACAGAGGCCCAAUCAGAACGGCUGUCAGAUCCGACGCCACCCGACUCCGGGGCCCACGCCACCCGUCAAGAAAAAGCCCAAGUUACUGAAUCUGAAGGACUCUCCGGUGGCCGAUCCCAGCAAACACGGAGUCGGCACAGAGUCGCUGUUCUUUGAAAAGGUCCGCAAAGCCUUGCGCAGUGCCGAGGCUUACGACAGCUUCUUACGCUGCCUGAUCAUCUUUAACCAAGAGGUGAUCUCCAGGGCUGAACUGGUGCAGCUGGUGCUGCCCUUUUUGGGGAAAUUUCCAGAGCUGUUCAACUGGUUCAAGAACUUCCUGGGCUAUCGCGAAAUGUCCCACAUUGAGACGUACCCCAAGGAACGCGCCACCGAGGGCAUCGCUAUGGAGAUCGAUUACGCUUCCUGUAAGAGGCUGGGUUCCAGCUACAGAGCUCUGCCCAAAAGCUACCAGCAACCCAAGUGCACCGGCAGAACUCCGCUUUGUAAGGAGGUCCUGAAUGACACCUGGGUCUCCUUUCCCUCGUGGUCCGAGGACUCCACGUUUGUCAGCUCCAAGAAAACUCAGUACGAGGAGCACAUCUACAGGUGUGAGGACGAACGCUUCGAGCUGGACGUGGUCCUCGAGACCAACCUGGCCACCAUCAGAGUGCUGGAGACGGUGCAGCGGAAGCUGUCCCGCAUGUCCGCCGAGGAGCAGGCCAAGUUUCGGCUGGACAACACGCUGGGUGGCUCCUCGGAGGUCAUCCACCGCAAGGCCAUCCAGAGGAUAUACGGAGACAAAGCUCCCGACAUCCUCGAUGGCCUGAAGAAGAACCCGGCCGUUUCUGUUCCCAUCGUGCUGAAAAGGUUAAAGACAAAGGAAGAGGAGUGGCGGGAAGCCCAGCGAGGCUUCAACAAGAUCUGGAGGGAGCAGAAUGAGAAGUAUUACCUCAAGUCUCUGGACCACCAAGGCAUCAACUUCAAACAGAACGACACCAAAGUGCUUCGAUCCAAGUCUUUGCUGAAUGAAAUCGAAAGCAUCUAUGAUGAGCGGCAGGAGCAGGUGUCGGAGGAGAACGCCGCGGCCCCCACGGGCCCCCAUCUGACGCUGGCGUACGAGGACAGCCAGAUCCUGGAGGACGCGGCAGCGCUCAUCAUUCACCACGUGAAGCGGCAGACCAGCAUUCAGAAGGAGGACAAGUACAAGAUCAAGCAGAUCAUCUACCACUUCAUCCCCGACAUGCUGUUCGCGCAGCGCGGCGAGCUGUCGGACCUGGAGGAGGAGGAGGAGGAAGAGGACGGCGAGCCGGACGAGGCGGGCGCGUCCAAGAAGCACAACGGCGUCCCAGGCAGCGGGAGCCCCUCCAAGUCCAAGCUGCUGUUCGGCAACACGGCGGCACAGAGGCUGCGCUCGUGCGAGGACGACGCUUACAACCUCUUCUUUGUCAACAACAACUGGUACAUCUUCUUGCGGCUGCACCAGACGCUGUGCUCGCGGCUGCUGAGGCUGUACGAGCAGGCGGAGCGGCAGAUCGACGACGACGUCCGCGAGCGGGACUGGGAGAGGGAGGUGCUGGGGCUGAAGAAGGAGAAGAACGACAACCCCGCCGUCCAGCUGCGACUCAAAGAGCCCAUGGACAUCGAAGUGGAGGAUUACUACUCGGCCUUCCUGGAGAUGGUCCGGAAUUUGCUUGACGGGAACAUGGAGGCGUCUCAGUACGAGGACUCCCUGAGGGAAAUGUUCACCAUACACGCUUACAUCGCCUUCACCAUGGACAAGCUCAUCCAGAGCAUCGUCCGGCAGCUGCAGCACAUAGUGAGCGACGAGAUCUGCGUUCAGGUGACUGACCUGUACCUGGCCGAGAGUGGGAAUGGUGCCACCGGGGGGACCACGUCCGCGCAGCCGUCGAGGAGCCCGGCCGAGGCGGCCUACCAGCGUAAAGCCGAGCAGCUCAUGUCUGACGAGAACUGCUUCAAGGUGAUGUUUUUGAAAAGCAGAAGGCAAGUGCAGCUGACAGUGGAGCUGCUCGACACAGAGGAGGAGAACUCUGACGAGCCCUUGGAGACUGAGCGUUGGUCCGACUACGUUGGACGUUACCUAAACCCGGACUCCACCACUCCGGAGCUGAGGGAGCACCUCGCCCAGAAGCCCGUGUUUCUUCCCAGGAACCUAAGACGGAUCCGGAAGUACCAGAAGGGCAGGGAGCAGAUGGACAAGGAGGCCUGCGAAGGAGGGAAGAAAUCCUUGGAGAAGGAGAAGAUGGAGUGCAUGUUCAAACUAAACUCCUACAAAAUGGUCUACGUCUUUAAGUCUGAGGACUACAUGUAUCGACGCACCGCCCUGAUGAGGGCUCACCAGUCACACGAGAGGGUGAGCACGCGGCUGCACAAGCGCUUCCAGGCCUGGGUGGAUGCCUGGGUCAAAGAGCACGUCACUCGCGACAUGAGCGCCGACACCACCAAGUGGCUGAUGGGCGAAGGGCGCGACGGCCUGCUGCCCUGCUCCACCACGCGCCACCCGGAGGUCCUCCACUUCAUGAACAUCAACAAGUACCGCGUGAAAUACAGCACGCCGAGCAAGGCGCCGUAGCUGACGGCGGCGGGGGGGGGAAGGGAGGAGACAUAGUGGACUCCUGGGGGGAGGUGUGGUCUGAGGCCACAAUGUAGAGGUAGGGAUUAAUAUUGUGAUUUUUUUUUAUUAUUAUUAUUAUUUUUAAAGGCCAACAUGGGAGCAACGCUGAUAUUCACUCCCUCAUGUGUUACAUCCAGGGCGGCAGGAUGACAGAUUUUCUGUUCGUUUCGUUGUUUUACCAGCGUUUUUAGCUGGGCCCAGCUUUUUUUUUUUUUUUUUUUUUCUUUUUUCCCACAGGGCCUUUUGGUGCCAAAACUUAGGAGUGCUCACGUUCCUGAGCUCCAACCAGCACUCAGAGCCACGGCACAAACAUUUUCUUCCUUGAGCCGGUUUCUGACAGGUGGCAGCGAAACGGCGAGUGGUGCUUUCUGGACUUUCCUCCGAACCGAGCUUUGCUUCGGCUCGCCACCAGCCGCCCCUCCAGUCAGAAGCCAUCGGAGCUCCCAUCUUCCUACCUGAGGCGUUAUUUAUGGGAAAAACAAUGAGAUGAAGCAAAGUGCACUUAUCCAGAAGGAGGAAGGGGUUUGGAGGGUCUGGUUCCGACACGACAUUCCCGCGUUCACGACAGAAUCCAGAUCACGCGUCGUCACCGGGUGGAAAGCGGGAGGUUCGGGGGGGUCUGGGUUCACGUUUCUUUUUCCGAAACACACGGCAGCAUUAUUACAGACUGUGCCUGAGCCCUACGCGGUGCUGUCUGGUUACCGCAGGAAAGCACUGUUUCGUUUCAUGUAAUAAAAGCGACAAAAAGUAAAAAAAAAA
Poecilia latipinna (sailfin molly) is the source of this 5152-nucleotide messenger RNA. RefSeq names its product SIN3 transcription regulator family member Aa (gene sin3aa). The record is from RefSeq and is a predicted model, not a curated record. Gene Ontology annotation, molecular function: transcription corepressor activity. Gene Ontology annotation, cellular component: chromatin; Sin3-type complex. Bases 509 to 4351 code for a protein of 1280 amino acids. NCBI's taxonomy places the organism in Eukaryota, Metazoa, Chordata, Actinopteri, Cyprinodontiformes, Poeciliidae. The transcript has 21 exons. Gene Ontology annotation, biological process: negative regulation of transcription by RNA polymerase II.